Molecule: messenger RNA, 1128 nt
Organism: Colletotrichum orchidophilum
Lineage: Eukaryota; Fungi; Ascomycota; Sordariomycetes; Glomerellales; Glomerellaceae
Exons: 1
Coding region: 1-1128 (375 amino acids)
Source: RefSeq, a predicted model, not a curated record
AUGACCUUCUCUCGCGCGCUCAAGGCCCUUACGGCCAUGUCUUCCCUGAAUUCUCUCAAGCUGCACCAUCUCGCCCACACCAACGUUGACCAGAACCUGGUUCUGGCUGACUGCGGUAUCGGUGCCAACCCCGAGAACCUAACCUGGUCCACCUCUCGCCAAAUGAAUUGGUACAAAGGCACCAUCUGGUCGACCCCGGCCGAGACUGACCCCGCCCCUCCUGAUAUGGUUAUCGAGAUGCCCUACAAUGACGGCAAAUACCCCUGGAACUAUGAGGGUGCCUCUGCCACCUUUCCCAACGGUGAUACCUGGUCUGCGUGGAUCGAAGACGGCACCCCAGAACUGUUGCGUGCCGGCAAGGCCAUGAGUACCAAGGACGGCGGUACCACUCUCUGGUGCUACACCUACCGCGGACGACCUAUCAGUAUGAGUGCUUCCGGCAACUCUACCUGCGUUUCAGCUUUCGUCUGCAACCACCUCGAGAAUGGUCCGACUCCUUGGGCCAGGAUUCCCGGCGUCUUUGUACCCACAGACAACGGUACCGCCUCCACAAAUGGUCCCAACAACUCUUCUGCGGACGGCAGAACUCUCAGUGUCAAAGUCGAGGUCAGCCCCCGCCCUGCCAUCUGGUACGGCACCAUUGGUCAUUUCCUGAGCAGUAUCCUAUUCACAACGGACGGCUUUUGUAAUCCUUACCCCUUUUCGAAUCUUCUCAACUCGACCGUCACGGCACACUGUCAAGGCACCAACGCUACUCCCCUCAACUUCCUGCCUGUCUUCUUCAAUGUCCUCAAGAAUCUUGGCACCCUCCCUGGCUCUGAUGGCUACUUCGUCUACAACCACGGGCCAGCCCCCUUUGCCAAUGAUACCUCUGACGACACCCUCACCCUACCUACAACCUUCAACCUCACUGCGCACGAUAUGGCCACUGGAGAACUCAAGGGCUUCAUUGGUUACGAGAUGAAGUGGUCGGCACCUGGCAUGGGUAUCCACUGCAGUGAGUGUAACACCACCAAGUUUGACGACAAUUACAACACGGCCAUAGCCUCGGCAUUUGAUGUUCUGUACCCCACAUACAACCAAAUCGUCAUUGAGAGUAAUUGUACCUUUGCCACCCUCUGUUGGUAA